UUGAGAGAGUUCAGAGGUCUCCUUAUUAUAUAACUCAAGGCACGUGGAGCCGCCCGAACUGCCCCCCCCUUCCCGAGUUGGGGCAGUCCGAUCCAUGACUGCUCCUCGGACCAGUGCUUCUGGGAGCCUCUGCGCGCACGGAGGAGGAGGAGGGCAGUUAGUGGCAGAGCUGCGGGAGCCCGUCUGUCCGUCCGUGUGUCUCGCGCACUCACACUGACUGUUGCCCCGCCGCGCGAGACGAGCUGUCAAAACUAAGAAGAGUCCCGGACUGCGGAGCGGCCGCUAACUACCGAAAUAAAUGAUGGCUCACGCGGACGCGAUGCCGCCGCCGGGCUCGUCGGGACGCAGCCGCGACUCCGAAUCGGACUCGGACUCGGACACCGAGGAGCGGGAGCACGCGGCGCGGUGCGCGUCGUCGGGGCAGUGCGCGCGCUGCGCGCCUCGCGCCCAGGUCAUCCACAGCGGACACUUCAUGGUGUCUUCGCCGCACAGCGACUCCGCGGCACGCAGGAGGAGGAGGAGCGGGGAAGCGGCCGGUUACGACUUCGACACGGUGAACAGGACGUGGUGUCACACGUACAGGUUCGGACCCCUGAGCUCGGGGAGCCUCAGCAUCGACCCAACACUCACCCGGCUCUUUGAGUGCAUGACCCUGGCGUACAGCGGAAAAAUCGUCUCUCCGAAGUGGAAGUCUUUCAAAGGGCUCAGGCUGCUGUGGCGGGACAAAAUCCGCUUGAACAAUGCGAUAUGGAGAGCGUGGUAUAUCCAGUAUGUGGAGAAGAGGAAGACUGCGGUGUGUGGGUUCGUAACACCGUUGGAGGGCUCGGAGGCCGACGCCCACCGUAAGCCAGAGGCUAUUAUUUUAGAGGGCAGCUACUGGAAACGCAGGAUUGAAGUUGUGAUUAAAGAGUACCAUAAAUGGAGAAUAUACUACAAAAAAAGGCUCCAGAAGAAUAAAGAUGGAGUUGUGUCCAUGUUACAGAAGGGCCCAGUUUACAGAGGAGGGCUGGAGAGAUGGUCCGACCAAGCCUUCCAGGAGACCAAACAGAUAUCGGAGGAAGCCCACACGUUUGACCUGGACUGCUUCCUGUCAGACAUCUCAGAUACCCUGUUCACCAUGACCCAGAAGCCCACCCCAUGGUCUGAGGAUUGCCACAACACUUACAGCAGCAAUGCUGACAUGAUCCAGCCGGGUCUGACCCCUCUGCACCCCAGCCUGGACGACCUCAUGGAGAUCCCAGACAUUUUCGUGAGCUACCGCAGCCAGCCUCUGGACCAGGCAGGAUACUCCGAGUGUGACUAUUUCCCCGCGGCCCAUGUUGGGGUCUCCGCGGAGCCUCUGCUGCAGACAGACGCUCAGCUGCUGCAGGCUAACUUUGCUACUGAAAGCAGCAACAGGUUUUCUCAUCCUUCCUCGUCCGACGCCUUGCCGGACAUGGGCUACCACAGACCGCAGCCUUUAGCUGCGGAUGUGACCUUCACCCCCGGCAGCAUGUCCUCGGAGGCCAAAUACAAAGGGGAGAUGGACUACGGCUUGGCGACGGAGACCGUGCCGUACGAACGGCAGGGUUUCGCGAGCGCCCCUGGGCUCGCGUCUGCUGAAGCACCACCUUCAUCCCAGCAGGGUUCUUAUCUCUAUCCUACGACCUGCUUCAAGUACCGGCACUGCUCAGCCGCCACGUCUUCGGUCAUCACGCACACGGGCUCCACGGUCAACAUGCUGUCCCCGAGCGUGCAGGCGCACUUCUACCCGGAGCCGGAAGCGUUCUCGCUUGGCCCCUACGCGGGCCUGGGAUACCCCGCGGUACCAGGCGGCCCUGCCGUCCCGCCCCCGUACAGCCCCGAGCGCAGUUUCCCUGCGCCUGACCAGAGUGGCAAGGACAGCAGGGGCAAGUACAAGCAGACGACCCCCGGGGCGAAGACGCUCAGCUCUGCCCCUUCCGCUUCUCCUCUCGAGACGAGCUGCUUGGCCAAGCUGCUGUCCACAGGCAUGCAGGAACGUAAACCACCUUCAGGAUUCGACUCUUCUUUACCUGAAGCCAAGGCUCACAGUUCAGCAUCCUCCACUUGCCCCCAAACCGGUGGCAUGCGGAGGCAGCCCAGUGCUGCGCGUGGCCCCGAGCGCUGCCAGCAUGGUCCCCUGCCCUCCCGAGCACCCGCUGUGCCUAACCUACUCGCCCAGGGCGCGUCACCCCUGCCCGCGCCGCUCCUCGUCCCCAAGACAGAGAAACUGUCUCCAGUCCACACCUACGGCAGCGAGAGAGCCAUGUUGACAGCCAGUUUUUCAGGGAACUCGGGUCAAGUAUCCCCAACGAACCCAACAGAAAAGACCAGUAACCCCCAUUCUCCGCACUCCUUCCUUGGGCAGCACAAGUUGGAGUCGACCAAGACUGAGAGCAGAAGAAUAACUCACAUCUCGGCGGAACAGAAAAGGCGUUUCAACAUAAAACUGGGAUUUGACACUCUACAGGGCCUGGUGACAACGCUGAGCUCCCAGCCCAGCAUUAAGAUCAGCAAAGCCACAACCCUGCAGAAGACGGCAGAGUACAUCAGCAAGAUGCAGCAGGAACGUGCCCAGCUGCACGAGGAGGCGCAGCGACUACGAGAAGAGAUCGUGGCCCUCAACUCGGCCAUCAACCUAUGUCAGCAGCAGCUCCCGGCCACUGGGGUACCAAUUACCAGACAGCGCUUUGACCACAUGAGGGAUAUGUUCCGGGAAUAUGUCCGAGUGCAGACCCUGCAGAACUGGAAGUUCUGGAUUUUCAGUGUCAUCAUCGAGCCCCUGUUUGAGUCCUACAAUGGUAUGGUGUCCACUGCCAGUGUGGAGGACCUCUGCCGGACCACCCUGUGCUGGCUGGACCAGCACUGCUCCCUCCCGGUGCUGCGGCCCGCGGUCCUCAGUUCCCUCCGUCUCCUCAGCACCUCCACGUCCAUCCUGACGGACCCCGGUCUCGUCCCCGAGCAGGCCACCGUGGCGGUCGCCCACACCCACCCGCACCACGACUACUCGUAGCGACCGCGGGCUGGAGGAUCAGUGGCCGGUCCUCGCUUGUAGCCGUACGGUUGGUAUGGCUGCGGUGCGACGAGCAUCACUUGGUGUCUUUGUAGUUGCUAAAUGUCCCUGCUGGUGACGCUGGACGGUGGGCAAAGGGUCAGGUGAAGGACCCUCUGAACUGUGAGGAAAGGUCCACCAUCGUCCAGCCCCGCUGCUUUCCCCAUCGUGUCUGUCGACGUCCUUCCCCACGUGUCGCCCAGAGCACCUUUUUUCCCCCCCGAGAUGAUUCACGGUGACUCUUCGAGCUUUAAAAUACCGUGUUCUGCUGUUCGUUUCUCCGAAUCUUUGAACGUCCGCAAAACAGAAAACGCAGCUUUGUUACUGAAGGAUUUAUCGU
Messenger RNA from Scleropages formosus (Asian bonytongue), 3392 nucleotides. RefSeq names its product MLX interacting protein like (gene mlxipl). The record is from RefSeq and is a predicted model, not a curated record. Gene Ontology annotation, cellular component: nucleus. Gene Ontology annotation, biological process: regulation of transcription by RNA polymerase II. Gene Ontology annotation, molecular function: DNA-binding transcription factor activity, RNA polymerase II-specific; RNA polymerase II cis-regulatory region sequence-specific DNA binding; protein dimerization activity. Bases 299 to 3013 code for a protein of 904 amino acids. NCBI's taxonomy places the organism in Eukaryota, Metazoa, Chordata, Actinopteri, Osteoglossiformes, Osteoglossidae. The transcript has 17 exons.